Salarias fasciatus (jewelled blenny) is the source of this 10297-nucleotide messenger RNA. It is a transcript of the gene ank2b, whose product is annotated as ankyrin 2b, neuronal. Gene Ontology annotation, molecular function: protein binding. NCBI's taxonomy places the organism in Eukaryota, Metazoa, Chordata, Actinopteri, Blenniiformes, Blenniidae. The transcript is spliced from 48 exons. The record is from RefSeq and is a predicted model, not a curated record. Gene Ontology annotation, biological process: signal transduction. The coding region runs from base 6 to 10193 and encodes 3395 amino acids.
GCGCCAUGGCUCACGCGGCGGCUCACAUUAAGAAGGCCCGGUCCGAGAUGGACCAGCCUCCGGACCUCAAGGCUCUGGAGAAAGCCCGGGAGAGGAGGCGGCGCUCCCGGGAGCGCGCCGAGCGCAAGCGCAAGUCGGACAGUAACACCAGCUUCCUGCGAGCGGCCAGAGCUGGAAACAUCGAUAAAGUCCUGGAGUAUCUGAAAGGAGGCGUGGACAUCAGCACCUGUAACCAGAAUGGCCUCAACGCCCUGCACCUGGCAGCCAAAGAGGGCCACAUGGACCUGGUCCAGGAGCUCCUGGAGAGAGGGGCCUCCGUGGAUUCAGCCACAAAGAAAGGAAACACGGCUCUUCACAUAUCGUCUCUGGCCGGUCAGGCUGAAGUGGUGAAGAUCCUGGUGAAACGAGGCGCCGAUAUCAACGCUCAGUCUCAGAAUGGCUUCACUCCGCUGUACAUGGCCGCUCAGGAGAACCACCUGGACGUGGUGCGGUACCUGCUGGAGAACGGAGGCAACCAGAGCACAGCUACCGAGGACGGCUUCACCCCGCUGGCCAUCGCCCUCCAGCAGGGCCACAACCAGGUGGUGUCCAUCCUGCUGGAGAACGACACCAAGGGGAAGGUGCGCCUGCCGGCGCUGCACAUCGCCGCACGCAAAGACGACACCAAGUCCGCCGCGCUGCUCCUCCAGAACGACCACAACGCCGACGUCCAGUCGAAGAUGAUGGUCAAUAGGACGACUGAGAACGGCAAGAGUGGCUUCACUCCUCUGCACAUCGCGGCCCACUACGGGAACGUUAACGUGGCCACGCUGCUGCUGAACCGCGGCGCCGCCGUGGAUUUUACCGCCAGGAACGGGAUCACGCCGCUGCACGUCGCCUCGAAGCGUGGAAACACCAACAUGGUCCGUCUCUUACUGGACCGAGGCUCUCAGAUCGACGCUAAAACCAGGGACGGCCUGACGCCUCUUCACUGUGCGGCUCGCAGCGGUCACGACCCGGCCGUGGAGCUGCUGCUGGAGCGAGGGGCGCCUCUGCUGGCCAGAACCAAGAACGGCCUGUCUCCGCUGCACAUGGCGGCUCAGGGCGACCACGUGGAGUGUGUCAAACACCUGCUGCAGCACAAAGCCCCGGUGGACGACGUGACGCUGGACUACCUGACGGCGCUGCACGUGGCCGCGCACUGCGGCCACUACCGGGUCACCAAGCUGCUGCUGGACAAGAGGGCCAACCCCAACGCCAGGGCGCUGAACGGCUUCACUCCGCUGCACAUCGCCUGUAAGAAGAACCGAGUGAAGGUGAUGGAGCUGCUGGUGAAGUACGGAGCGUCCAUCCAGGCCAUCACCGAGUCGGGCCUGACGCCGAUCCACGUGGCGGCCUUCAUGGGUCACCUGAACAUCGUGCUGCUGCUGCUGCAGAACGGAGCGUCGCCCGACGUCAGCAACAUCCGCGGGGAGACGGCGCUGCACAUGGCGGCCCGGGCGGGCCAGGUGGAGGUGGUCCGCUGUCUGCUGAGGAACGAGGCCAUGGUGGACGCGCGUGCACGGGAGGAGCAGACGCCGCUGCACAUCGCGUCCCGCCUGGGGAAGACGGAGAUCGUGCAGCUGCUGCUGCAGCACAUGGCGCACCCCGACGCCGCCACCACCAACGGAUACACGCCGCUGCACAUCUCGGCCCGCGAGGGCCAGCAGGAGACGGCCGCCGUGCUGCUGGAGGCCGGGGCGUCGCACUCCGAGCCCACCAAGAAAGGUUUCACUCCCCUCCACGUGGCGGCGAAGUACGGCAGCCUGGACGUGGCCAAGCUGCUGCUGCAGCGCCGCGCUCCUCCGGACUCGGCGGGGAAGAACGGCCUCACCCCGCUCCACGUCGCAGCGCACUACGAUAACCAGGCGGUGGCGCUCCUGCUGCUGGACAAAGGGGCGUCGCCACACACCAUGGCCAAGAACGGCUACACGCCGCUGCACAUCGCCGCCAAGAAGAACCAGAUGGACAUCGCCCGCGUGCUGCUGCAGUACGGCGCCGACACCACCGUGCUCACCAAGCAGGGCGUCACGCCGCUGCACCUCGCCGCCCAGGAGGGACACGCAGACAUGGCUGCCCUGCUCAUCGGCAAGGGGGCGCAGGUCAACGUCCAGAACAAGAGCGGCCUGACGGCGCUCCACCUGGCGGCUCAGGAGGACAAAGUGUCCGUCGCCGAGAUUCUGUCCAAAAACGGAGCGAACCUCGACCAGCAGACCAAAUUGGGCUACACGCCGCUAAUCGUAGCAUGUCACUACGGUAACGCCAAGAUGGUGAACUUCCUGCUUCAGAACGGAGCCAGCGUCAACGCCAAGACCAAGAACGGAUACACUCCGCUGCACCAGGCGGCUCAGCAGGGAAACACACACAUCAUCAACGUACUGCUGCAACACGGAGCCAAACCCAACGCCAUCACUGUGAACGGGAACACCGCCCUGGGUAUCGCCCGCCGGCUCGGCUACAUCUCGGUGGUGGACACGCUGAGGGUGGUGACGGAGGAGAUCAUCACCACCACCACGACGGUGACGGAGAAACACAAGCUGAACGUUCCGGAGACCAUGACCGAAGUCCUGGACGUGUCCGACGAAGAGGGCGACGACACCAUGACGGGCGACGGAGGCGAGUACCUGCGAGCCGAGGACCUCCGGGAGCUGGGAGACGACUCGCUGCCCGGACAGUACCUGGACGGGAUGAACUACCUCCGCUUCAGUCUGGAGGGAGGACGGACCGACAGUCGAAUGCAAAGCUCGGACCGAGCCUUCACCCCCACCCACUUCAGCUACUACUCCCCCAAACACGAGGGCGUCCUGGACGAGGUUCUCACCAGCCAGCAGCUUUCCUCACUGGCCAGGGAGAACGAGAAGGACUCGUACCGGCUGAGCUGGGGAACCGAGAACCUGGACAACGUGGCUCUGUCCUCCAGCCCCCUCCACUCCGGCCAUUCCUCUCCGUGCCACGAACAUGGAGACCACAGCAGCUUCCUGGUCAGCUUCAUGGUGGACGCCCGGGGCGGAGCCAUGCGCGGCUGCCGCCACAACGGCCUGCGCAUCAUCAUCCCGCCCAGGAAGUGCGGCGCCCCCACCCGGGUGACGUGCCGGCUGGUGAAGCGGCACCGCCUGGCCACCAUGCCGCCCAUGGUGGAGGGCGAGGGCCUGGCCAGCAGGCUGAUCGAGGUGGGCCCGUCGGGCGCCCAGUUCCUCGGUAAACUGCACCUCCCCACCGCGCCUCCGCCUCUUAACGAGGGCGAGAGCCUGGUUAGCAGAAUCCUGCAGCUCGGCCCGCCGGGGACCAAAUUCCUGGGCCCGGUGAUCGUGGAGAUCCCUCACUUCGCCGCCCUCCGGGGGAAGGAGCGCGAGCUGGUCAUCCUGAGGAGCGAGACCGGCGAGAGCUGGAAGGAGCACCACUGCGAGCACACCCAGGAGGAGCUCAACCAGAUCCUCAACGGCAUGGACGAAGAGCUGGACCCGCCGGAGGAGCUGGAGAGGAAGCGCAUCUGCCGGAUCAUCACCAGAGACUUCCCGCAGUACUUUGCUGUGGUGUCGCGCGUCAAGCAGGACAGUAACCUGAUCGGUCCUGAAGGGGGCGUGCUGAGCAGCACCGUGGUGCCGCAGGUGCAGGCCGUGUUUCCAGAGGGGGCUCUGACCAAGAGGAUCCGGGUCGGACUGCAGGCUCAGCCGGUGAACGUAGACGUGGUGAGGAAGCUGCUGGGGAACAAGGCGUCCUUCAGCCCCAUCGUCACCCUGGAGCCCCGCAGGAGGAAGUUCCACAAGCCCAUCACCAUGACCAUCCCCGUCCCCAAGAACAACUCCGACCCGGCGCUCAACGGCUUCGGCGGGGACACGCCCACUCUGCGGCUGCUCUGCAGCAUCACGGGCGGAACCACGCCGGCCCAGUGGGAGGACAUCACCGGAACCACGCCGCUCACCUUCAUCAACGACUGCGUGUCCUUCACCACCAACGUGUCCGCCCGGUUCUGGCUCAUCGACUGCCGCCAGGUCCAGGAAUCCGUCAACUUCUCCACUCAGGUGUACCGAGAGAUCAUCUGCGUCCCGUACAUGGCCAAGUUUGUGAUCUUCGCCAAGACGCACGACCCCAUCGAGGCCCGCCUGCGCUGCUUCUGCAUGACCGACGACAAGAUCGACAAGACGCUGGAGCAGCAGGAGAACUUCACCGAGGUGGCUCGCAGCCGAGACGUGGAGGUGCUGGAGGGGAAACCCAUCUAUGCAGACUGCUGUGGAAACCUGGUUCCCCUCACCAAGAGCGGCCAGCACCACCUGUUCAGCUUCUUCGCCUUUAAGGAGAACCGAUUAGCGCUCUUCAUCAAAAUUCGAGACAACACUCAGGAGCCGUGCGGCCGCCUGUCGUUCAUGAAGGAGCCCCGGAACUACCGGUCGCUCACCCAGAGCGCCAUAUGCAACCUGAACAUCACCCUGCCGUCGUACUGCAAGACCGGCAGAACCUCGGAGAAAUAUGAAGAGACGGAGACAUCAGUCCUGAAAUCAGAGCUGAUUCGAGAGCCAGAUCUUCUUUCCGACGUGUCAGAGAUGAAACAAGAUUUGAUCAAAAUGACUGCCAUCCUGACUGCAGACUCCACAGAGAAAUCCCCGUCCUUAGGAGGGUGUGGUCUAGAGAAAGGGACUGAGGAAGUUUCUGGAGAACCACUAGAAAUAAUGGAAAAGGACUUAGAGAAAGUCAAAGAGGACCUAGAGAAAGUUAGUGAGAUUCUGAGGAGUGGAACGUAUGACGGUGAGGCAGCUGAGGAGGCAGCCAAAGCAGCUAGGAUGGCCGAGGAGUGGGUUCUCCUCUCAGACAGUGAAAUACAAGAGGCCAGAAAGAUGGCCGCCUUAGAAAUCCAAGAGCCUGUCCUACGAGAAAGUAGAGGUAACAGAGGGGCUCCCAGACCGAAAGCCAUAAAGGACAGUGGCGACCUGAAGGAAUACCUCCUCGAUGCGCCUGUAAGCUCCAAGCUCAAAGCUAAGAAGGAGGCGGGUGUCCAAGAACGGUUCACCGACGUUGUGCUGAGGAAAAGUACGAAGCCAACCACUCCAACUAAGGCACAGGACAAACCCGCCGCUGGCGACGUUAAAAAGCCAGCGAGAAAGAAGGGCAAAGACCCCGGGCAUGAGGGAGAAGCUAAAGAAGCAGCGGCUCAUCUAAGCGUGCCUACAGCCCCCUCCCCAGCAUCUCCCGUAUCCCCAGUGAUCGAAGAAACCCCCAUCGGGUCAAUCAAGGACAAGGUCAAAGCCUUACAGCAGAAAGUAGAGGCAGAGCAGAAAAGCAAAAAGUCCACUGGAAGCAAGCCUUCACAUCUGCCAGUUAUGAGCAAGCCCUCUCCAAAAACCAAAGAGAGCCCUAAAACCAAACAGGGCCCCCCUAAAUCCCCCAAAGCUGAGUCUGAGAAGCUGGAGGAGACCAUGUCUGUUAAAGAGCUGAUGCAAGCCUUCCAAACGGGGGAGGACCCCUCCAAGCGAAAGUCCGGGCUGUUCGAAGUUAAAACCUCCUCCAUGUCAAGAUCUGAGAAAACCACUAAAUCUGAAACCGCUUCGAAGUCCACCACCAAAGCAAUAACGUCCCGCGUCUCCAAAGAGCGCGAAGUCUCAUUGGAUUCCCAACCCCGCAAGAAAGAGCCUCCUCAUCAGGAUAAAGACAAAGAGAUCAAAUCGCUUGCUGCAGCCCACUCAGAGCUAACCGAAACUGUAGAUUUUGGAAAUAGUGGCCUUGACGAUAGCUCUGACAGCCUGAAACACGAGGCUGUGGCAGAAUCACUAAGUGCCAGUUCUGGAGAAGGAACAACUCAUCUGAGCUCUGAAGACAGUUACAAGCACGAGGCCCUGGCCUCCCCAGGCUCGAGCCCAGACAGUCUCUGUCUUUCCCCCAAAAAUGGACAGCAGACGCCAGCCGCUGCAACAACGGCUGCCACAGCAGUCAAAACAGAGAGUAAGGACAUAGAGAAGUCUGGAGACUCUGGUGUAGGGACCACUGGGGACCAACUGUCUACAGAAAUGACCCUCCCUGUCUCCUCCAGCGAGGCUGCAGAUGACCACGCUACAAGUGAGUCUUCAUCUAUUAGGAGGAGUGAAUCUAAGCCAUCUAAACCUCAGAAGCUUACAAAGAGAAUUUCAGAGACUGUAGAAACCUUUCUUAGCGAUGAUGAUGAUAGCCCUGAUCAUCAGCUAGCCCUGUGUUUAGUUGGUUCUCCAGCUUCUAGAUCCUCUUCUCAGGGUCAUGAAAACCUAAACCUGCCUUUAAAACAAGACUCAGAUGCUCUCAGUCCGUUAGCAGAUGACUCUUUCACAAUAAGCCACAGAGACUCUCUAGAGGGUAGUCCUCUUAUGGAUGACAAUUCCUCUCACAAAUCCCCAGACUCUAUUGAACCCAGUCCAACCAAGGAAUCCCCCCCUCAUGACUCCCUAGAGAGCAGCCCUGUAGAGGCAAAACUCCACCCAGCCUUCACAUCCUCACUAGACCUGCCUAGUAAAUCCUCUAGCCAUCCAGAGCCCUCCAAAGCUGCAGAAUUCCCCCAAGAUGCUUUGCGUAGUAGGCUGCUUCGAGACCAUGAGGCUAGUGGUGAUGAUGACAGUUGUGAGCAGACAUCUCAGAUGACGAGCUCAGGUAAGAGUCCCCUCUCCCCUGAAACCCCUAGUUCUGAAGAGGUAAGUUAUGAAGUGAACCCUAAACCCCCCGAGCACUCAUUCCCCUCUGUCCCACCCAAACCGGCUGUCAUCCCUGAAGACCCAGAGGAAGAGGAGGAAGCUAAGGGAAAAAUCACACCAGAGGAGGAAAUGUUUAAGAUGGCAGCCAAAAUAAAAACUUUUGAUGAAAUGGAACAAGACGCGAAGAGCAAAAAGAAGUCUAGGAAAGAUUUGACCCCGUCAGCUGACUUCAAAAUAGGGGAUGACAGCUUUAUAGCAGUAGAGCCCACAAACCAGAGCCUUUGGCAAAGUGAAUCUGGGCUCAGUAGAGCAACAGCUGAGUCAGAGUUAGCUCUUUUUGUUGAUCCCCAUAUUAAAGUUCAACCUCCCUCUCCUUUUUCAGCAGGUUUGCAUGAUGGACCCCAGAGCAAAGAGGUCAAGAGCACAACAUCAGCCACUGUCACUUCAGAGGGACCUCACUCUGUCUCAGACCAGCACCAUUCCAAAGUCAAACCCAAAAGUGCGCAGGAAGAUAGGUCAUCUGCAAAAGCUGAUAAAGACAGUAGUGCAACAAAACCAUCAACUUCAAAUACUGAAAACAGGACCGAUGAGCAAAAGGAGGAGAGCUUAAGGAAGUCAAGGGAAGUUAAAGAUGAUAAGGAUGGUCAAGAUUUAGGAGCUAGAAAGUUAAAAGUCGGUAGCAAUGUGACAGACGAAGCAAAGGGUGACCGCAAGGGGCAUGUGGGAGCACCAGAGGCUGGCCGCUCUGCAACUCUUCAAGGCCAAACAAAGGAAACGAUCAAAGCAGAAGUCUGUAUCUACGAUGACACGGAGGAGGACGAUGAAACACAGGAAGCUCCCAGAACCGAGUCCAAAGGUGUCACCGCAAAGGUGGACACUGGCUCGUGGUCCGCCAUGCGAGAGGAUGACGCUGCUUUUGCAGCCAGAGUAAAAGAGGAGGAACAGAAGAUACUAAAUUUAGCUGUGGACCGUCAGUCUCUCCAAGCGACUCCAGACACCACACCUGGUAGAACACCGACCGAGGAAAGCACACCCACCAGUGAGCCCAAUCCUUUUCUCUUCCAGGAAGGGAAACUAUUUGAGAUGACCAGAAGUGGUGCUAUUGACAUGACUAAAAGGAGCUAUGAGGAAGAAGGAGCAGGCUUUGCCUUCUUCCAGAUAGGCGAACAGCCUGUAGAGGAACCUGUGGUAGAAGAGGCUAGACAGGAAAUCAGGAGAUCUGUUGUUGAACCUGAGGUUGGUCUGAACCUAACUCUAGGGAUUAAGGGUGAAGAGGAUGAGAAACCAAAACAAACUACUGAUUCUCAGCCUCAAUCCCUGUCUGAAGGGGAUCAACUAGACUCUAAAGCUGAUACCUCCAAAUCUAAAAUCCCCAAAAUGGGCAUUUCAGCAUCAGGAAAACCUACAAAGAAAGAUCAAACAUCACCUGAACGUGUUGAAACUAAAACAGACAAAAGUUCAAAUGAAGGGUCCACAGAUUUAGACACAAGUCCCCCUGAACAAAUUAUAACAAAUGUCCAGACAGCAGAGACUACCGUUACUAGAUCUGUGUACUCUGAGCAAGGGCCGGAGUCUUCCGAUUCCUCCCCAGAAGAACCACAGUCAGUGGUCGAAGCCCCCAAAACAUCUGCCAAAUCCAAACAAAGUGCUUCGAGUAGCGUUAAAAAGACUCCAGUGAAAACACAAACUAAGUCCACGUCACAAGUUCGGGGCAAAUCUGCCAUUCCUUCUCCAUCUCAUGCAAGUCCCUCCUCAAAUAUUCCAAAAAGAGAGCCUUCCUUCACAUCUGACUCAAAAUCUAGAAUCCCGGUCAAGGCUAGUCCAGUCAAGUCUGAAUCUACUGUCAGACGCCCUGAAACCACACAGGACAAAAAGCUUAAGGUCCCCGUCAAAAAGGACUCGCGGAGAAAGUCUGAGACAGACGCAGGUCCCUCUGUGGAUGUCAAAACCAAGACAACAUCAUCCAAAGCAAAGAGCUUCUGUGAGGGGGAGUCUGCCAAGCCCUCUUCUAGAAAAGAACAGGGCCGCCCUUUGAGUGCUGAGUCAGCAAAGUCUAAGGGCUUCCAGUCCAGGUUGCCAGUCCGGGGCAAAAGUGGUCAGUCCUCCCAUUCAACAACACCCACUAAAGAGAAAAGUGAGUCACGCAAACAGUCCAUUGAGUUUUUUGAAGAGAUAAGUGAUGAAGCGGCGAAGCUGGUGGCGAGGUUGGCGCAGGCGGAGCUAGAGAAAGAGCAAGAGGCCGUAGCCGCCAUGUCAGAUGACGAGAGCAGCCUCAUUGAUCCCUCAAUCAUAGAGAGAGAAACGUUCCCAGAGAUGCAGUUUCCUCCCUCAGCAGACGUCUUUCCCAUUAGACCACUGUGGGACGACCCUGUUGAGACACAGAUGCAGCGAAUCCCAGACGAAAAAGUCCAAAGUCAAGUAGAUCCACAGGAUGAAGCAGAGAGAAAAGAACAGCGGUUGGCCAUUAUAGCCGACCACUUGGGCUUCAGCUGGACCGAGUUAGCUCGAGAGCUGGACUUCAGUGAGGAGAAGAUUAACCUCAUACGUGUUGAAAACCCAAACUCAUUGCAAGACCAAAGUCAUGCUCUUUUAAAGUGUUGGGCUGAGAAGGAGGGGCCGCAUGCAGCAGAAGCUGGGCUCAUCAAAACUCUGACCAGGAUCAACCGCAUGGACAUAGUUCACCUCAUCGAAACCAAAAUAAUCAAAUCUGCCCAAGACGACACAUCCUCACACACCUAUGCAGAAAUCGAACGAACCAUCGCCGGAGAUCACAGUGAAGGCUUCUCUGCUCUGCAUGAAGACAUCGACAGCCCCAGGCCCGGGAGGCGCACGGACGCCGCCCGCCGGAGUCCGGGCUCGGGACAGGAAGUCCCCGUGGUGACAGCGGAGGAGCUGUCGUCCAGUCUGUCGUCGCUUCACGAGACGGGAGGACGGGAGCCGGACACCACGGCGACGGGCCUCCUCAGAAACGCACAGAAAGAGAAACUGCAGAAGGAGAUGGAGACAGCCUACUCCUCACAAAGAAUAUAUGAAGAAGUGAAGGACUCUGUACACACAGGAAGUUAUAAACAAGCCGACACUCUGCCCGACAUUCCCGCCCAGACGGUCACAGAGGAGAAGUACACCGACGAGCACGGCAACAUGGUGGUGAAGAAGAUCACCCGGAAGGUGAUCCGUAAGUACGUGUCCCCGGACGGAAUGGAGUCUCAGGAAGUGACCAUCGAGGGCUCCCACCAGGAGACGGUGCACAUCGAGGAGGGCGAUGCCGUGUCCCGGGUGGUGAAGAGGACGGUGCUGCACAGCGGGGGGGACCAGAGGGAGCUGACCUUCUCGGAGCCGCCGGCGGUCGGCGCCGCCACGGCGUCCCGGUUCGAGGCGGAGCCCGUCCAGGGCCGCAAGGUCAGCAAGGUGGUGAAGACCACGGUGGUGCGAGGCGAGAGGACGGAGAAGCAGACGGGGGACUCCUCGCUGGCGGCAGACCUGCCGUCCGCCAGGGAGGACUUCCAGAAGAAGCCAGAUGCGUAAGUCCCGGACCCAGAAGAGGACGGUGGUGAGGGACGGCCGCGGGAAGCAGGUCCACCUGGAGCGCCUGGACGACGCCGCCGAGGCCCUGCAGCCCGACGCCCUGC